Messenger RNA from Cooperia oncophora, 1134 nucleotides. The record is from the annotation of a GenBank genome assembly. NCBI's taxonomy places the organism in Eukaryota, Metazoa, Nematoda, Chromadorea, Rhabditida, Trichostrongylidae.
CUGACACACCUCAGCAUCUGCAGAACAAGACUGUAUAGUGGCGUAUGCAAUGAGUACUCAUGCAAAUGUUUAGGCUUAUGGCAGGCGCUAUCAUUAGCGCUGUCAAACAGUUUUGUUGUGGUGAACUUCGCAAUUGCCUACGCUUUUGGUCUAUGGCUUAUACGAAAUGGAUGGAGUAGACCGUUUACUGUUUUCCAAGUGAUAGAAGCAUUGAACAUGGCGUCAAUGAGUGUGAUGAUGGCUGCCUCAUAUUUCCCCGAGUAUAUUCGUGCCCGAAUCUCGGCCGGUGUUAUGUUUACAAUGAUGCGACAACGCCCAAAAAUCGACAAUAUGAGCCAUCAAGGAGAAAAACCGGCACUCAAAGGCGAUAUAUCACUGAGGAAUGUAUAUUUCGCGUAUCCUGUGCGGACGACGACAGCUCAUCCUCCAAGGAUUGAACAUGAGUGUCCGUCACGGACAGACUGUGGCACUUGUAGGAAGCCAGUGGUUGCGGGAAAGAGUACUGUGAUACAACUCGUGGAGAGAUUAUUACGAUGCAUUGUGUGGCACCGUGGUGAGUUCUGUCGAGCAGUACUUCAUUGCAUUUUUAUAGCAUCGACACAUACGAUAUACGUGACCUUUCCAUCCGUUACGUCAGGAGACAACAUGGCGCUAGUUGGACAGGAACCGACGCUCUUCAACGUGACAAUACGUGAGAACAUCAUGUACGGUCUGGACAAGUGUUCCCAAGAAGAAAUGGAAUAUGCAGCACGUCUGGCCAAUAUCCACGAUUUCAUCGUUAGCCUUCCCGAGAGCUACAGUACGGUGGUCGGAGCAAAAGGUGGACUGCUGUCAGGUGGACAAAAGCAGCGUAUUGCCAUUGCUCGUGCUAUCGUCAGAGAUCCGAAGAUACUGCUGCUCGACGAGGCUACUAGUGCCCUAGACACAGAGAGCGAAAAGGUGGUGCAAGAAGCCUUGGAUCGAGCACGACAAGGAAGAACUUGCUUAGUUAUAGCUCAUCGGUUAUCUACCAUACAGAAUGCCGAUCUUAUUGUUGUGUGUCGUGAUGGAAGAGUGGCCGAACAUGGAACACAUCAAGCAUUACUGGCCAGGAAGGGGAUCUACUACAAGCUCGUCGAGAGACAAAAUCGCUAA